This is a messenger RNA of Geodia barretti, 603 nucleotides long. NCBI's taxonomy places the organism in Eukaryota, Metazoa, Porifera, Demospongiae, Tetractinellida, Geodiidae. The record is from the annotation of a GenBank genome assembly.
GAGACACACUACACCUUCACUCCUGACCACCUCAGUCCUUGUCAUGUGUACAACUUCUCGUCAUCCCUCUCAAUGGAGCUGGCCAGGGAGAGAGGAGUCCCCAACAUUACUGAUGAAACAAAUUUCCUGAAGUAGAAGUUGCAGCCUGAAUGAUGAUCGUUAUUGUGAAGUUGAAUUCAGAGAUGAGCAAGUGCACACUGUAUCUCUUUAUAAAGAUACGGUUCGUUUUUAUGCCAACAAUGAUACAAAUGGAACUGUUUUCACUCUACCUGCUGAUGGAGAGUACAAAGCUACCAUUGAAGAUCUGAUGGCCUGUGGAACUGGAAAGACCAAAAACUUCACAACCUAUGAUGUUUCAGAGCCCCAUGCAGAGCCGAGUAAUGAUGGUAAAAAGAUUGUGGUAUGGGAGAGCUCAUUGGUAACUCACCUGCAAAAGGAUGCUUUGUAGCCAUUCAGUGCAAUUUCACUACUGAGAUUACCUUUAUUGCUUUGAAACGUAAUGGAGAAAAUCUGAGACUCUCUGGGGAUAACUCAAUGCCUGCAUCAAAUUACACUGUUUAUGUACAUGAUCUGGAGAAGGAUGGGCUUCCCAACAAACAUCCA